Cuscuta europaea is the source of this 1268-nucleotide messenger RNA. Lineage: Eukaryota; Viridiplantae; Streptophyta; Magnoliopsida; Solanales; Convolvulaceae. The record is from the annotation of a GenBank genome assembly.
CAAAACUAAGCUGGGACUGGCACAAGAAGCUUAGCCAUUUGAAUUUCAAAACAAUCAACAAACUCGCAAGAGAACACAUUGUUGAUGGACUGCCAGACAUAGUAUACAAGAAAGAGACCCUUUGUCGUGCAUGCUAGAAGGGAAAACAACAGAAGAACUCUUUCAAACCCAUUGCUGGAGAUCUUUCCACAAGUCCUUUAAAUUUUAUCCACAUGGAUUUAUUUGGACCAGUUGAGACUCCAAGUGUUGGUGGAAAGAAAUAUACAUUAGUCAUGGUUGAUGACUAUUCUAGAUAUACAUGGGCAAUCUUCUUGUCAAAGAAAAAUGAAACUCUUCAGAAGUUUCCCUCUCUGUUAAAACAACUUCAGACUGAGAAGAAUAUGAAAGUCAGGACAAUCAGAUCUGACAGAGGAACUUCUGUGAUCAAAAUGCAAUCUUUCAUCAACUCUUUGACGAAAGUGAGAGUAAUAAAAAGAAAUCAGCAGCAGCUUUGCUUCUUUGAAACCUCCUUCCACCGCAUCAACAAAAUUCUGACCGGUAGCAAAGCAACCUCGACCUCAGCUGCCGAUUACACAGGCCUCCGCCGAAAUUCGACCGUGAGCUCGACGCAACCGCACCACUGCAGCUUCGGAUGAACCGUGCUCCUUCACGAACACAAGAAUAUCAGCGCCAAUGGAGCUCCUUCUUCUUGCCAAGUCUGCACAAGCGGCAUCUUCUUUCUCUCUGGUGAAGGUGGCUUUCCGAUCUGCAUGCGGAACCUACUCCCACGAUUUGGACGGCGAGCUCGUUCCCUCCUUGACGCAGGUGAAAUCAAAUCCGAAGAAUCCAUCUUUUGCUUCUCUUCUUCUCGGUGAACAUUUUGACAUAAACCAACAAUGAGGACGGAGUGGCAGCAACAGGAUGAUGGCCUCUGCAAGGUUUCGAAAUAAAACAACAGAUACGACGACGGUUUAUUUUGAAUUUAGAAUGUUGACGUUCUUCUUCUUCCAUUCGGCGAGUAAUAUUGGCAAAGCUAUACCUGCACCAAGGAAAAGAAAGAAAGAAAAGAAGAUGCAAUAAUAAGUCUUACUGCUAUGUUUACCUUGAAUUUUUUUUCUCUGUUCCAAAUAUCUCUGGAUCGAUUAUGCCUGCUGUGUAAACUCAAUAUUGUACAAGUAAUUUUCUGGCGAGUUCUAUUUAUAAAGUAUUGAGAAGGUUCCAGUUUCAAUACAAUGCAAGUACGAAGAAGAAUUACCCCAAGUAUGAGUUUGAUAUGUAUAAAAAUUCCA